Colletotrichum paranaense is the source of this 849-nucleotide messenger RNA. RefSeq lists its product as uncharacterized. NCBI's taxonomy places the organism in Eukaryota, Fungi, Ascomycota, Sordariomycetes, Glomerellales, Glomerellaceae. The coding region runs from base 1 to 849 and encodes 282 amino acids. The transcript has a single exon. The record is from RefSeq and is a predicted model, not a curated record.
AUGCACGUCGCCUAUGUGUGGCGGCUCCCGCCCAAGUCAUCAGCCAUUACGAAUAUCAAACCCCCCCCCCCCCAUGGAGAUGAAGAACAAUGGCUGUGCGGACUUCGAAGCAGUCACGGCAGGCUAGUUUCGGGUCAGUCAGGAACAGCGGCAGGCGUCGUGGAGGACAAACUUCGGUCGUCAAUGCGACUAUUGAAGGCGAACCCUGUCGAUCCUCCAACUAGAUUUGUUCCCCGCAUCCCGCGUUCCAUGGAAGACAGCCACUUCCUUCGUGGACACGCCUUUGAGUUCCUUAACCCUCCAACGGCUGCCUCGCAUUUGGUCGAGCCGCUCUACACUACACUACGGGCAGUUUUGAGACGAGACGAACAGAAGUCUAGCUUCCGUCUUCCCCGGCGCAACUCGCCGACCUGCUAUCCCUACAAGGGCACCUUCGCGGAUAAGUCUGCCACAGACUUCUGGUGGUUGUGUGCGCCCGUCAUGCUGUCUCUGACGACACUGUAUCCUUUCUUGCACAAUAAUGGAUGGGAGACAUCGACUUCCUAUCUCGAAACCUCAUGGUGGGCUUGUGCUCGGACGCUUUGCCCAGGACCCUACCUGUCCGGCGUGCUUGAUACGCAGCUCAUAAUGCCGCCGCGCCGCCCUUCUGCACGGCUUCCUGCAACUAAGCCCACGGACGUUGAGAGCAAGUCGGCAGGCUUAUGCUACAGGGAACAGCCUAGCAAUGCAACCUUCGAGUCAAAGUCACCCCAUCCCCGAUACUGCCCUGUCCGCUACUUGGUGCAGAACGGAAUAGCUGCUUCGAUGGCUGUCAUUGUGCAGCGUCUGCCUAUAGCGGCUACUGGGUAG